ACAAUGACUCAACGCAUGGAGUCUGCCAUAAAGAGGAACGAUCUCAUAGAUAUUCUUAUCGAACUAAAGAAAAAUUACGGUCAGCAGGAUAUGGGAGAAUUCAAAUUUGAUGAUGACGAUAUAGUAGCGCAAGCAGUCAUCUUUUUUACCGGUGGUUAUGAAACUUCUUCGACGGCAAUGGCUUUUGCUUUGUACGAACUCGCAAUACAGCCAGAGAUUCAGGAUAAACUUAGGAAGGAGAUUCAUAAUGCGCUCAACGAAAGCGAUAACAAGAUCACAUAUAACAUGGUAAGUGAAAACGCGAUACAUGUGUUAUUGCUUGCUAUCAAAGAAUUAUUAUAACGAACGAGAUACAAAUAAUAUCAAUAUAAUCGUCAAGUUAUACUCUUUUCCUUAAAAUAUUUACCAUAUUCAUGAUUGAAUCUUACAUUAAGUUUAUGUAUUUGAAGAUCUCGAUUUAUCCGACUAUUGUAGACAUAUUUGAUAUAU
Molecule: messenger RNA, 489 nt
Organism: Formica exsecta
Lineage: Eukaryota; Metazoa; Arthropoda; Insecta; Hymenoptera; Formicidae
Product: probable cytochrome P450 6g2
Exons: 2
Coding region: 4-342 (112 amino acids)
Molecular function (GO): monooxygenase activity; oxidoreductase activity, acting on paired donors, with incorporation or reduction of molecular oxygen; iron ion binding
Source: RefSeq, a predicted model, not a curated record